AUGGACCUCACAGCAGCUGCUUGGCUCGUGGAGGGUGCCGAGGUUGAGCGGGAACUGGAUGACAUCGGAAACAUCUGGAUCCGGGGUCACAUCACGCGCGUCCUCGACGGAAGACAGCUUGUGGACCUCAGCUACCACGACGGGACCGGGGAGCAGGAUGUGCCGGUCGCGGACCUCAGACCACUGCUGCCUGCGGCCUUCUCCCCACCUCAGAGACAGAGUGUCUCCCCUUCCAAGGAUCGCGGCACUCCGGCACCACCGCCUCCGCCACCAAGUGCUCCAGAGGAGGAGCUGGCACGUCCCAGUCCCAGUCCCUCCCUCACGCAGCGAAUCGCUGCGCUCCGUGCAGAGGCAGGUCUACUGGACCGGAAUGUCCAGACGUUGAAGGAGCGGCAGGAUUCGAGCCUUGCGGCCCUCGAGACUGCGAAUCAGGGCGUUUCCGAGGCGCAGUCUGGUCUGAGCCAGCGGAUGAACUCCGCCAAUGAGUGCUUGUCCGACAUCCAGGGCCUUGUCGCCGAGGCCAAGCGGAUCCUCGCCGAUGCAGCCAGCAACUCCGGUUUUCGAGACCUGGCCGUCCUGGACCGACUGCGGCAGAGCGUGGGACGCGGAUCAGGACCUUCAGAGGUCAGCACCAUCGACGGCCACGAGGUCAUUGAGGCCUGGGUGCCAGCCCCGACGAGCUCCCGAGGCACCUGCGCGUUGUGCACCACGCUGCGCCUUAGCGGCUUCCCCUGGCCCAGCGUGUUGGAGACGGCAGUGGAGUGGGUGCGACACCACCAGGCAUUGGGAUUUGACCCAAUCCUGAUGUUCAUGGACGAGCCGGAUCCUUCAAAAACAAGCUCUUUGGCAUCUGCGCUGGCAGAGAGCGGUCUCUCCGCGCACCUUGUGGCCGAGGACGAAAUGCGGGCUGGCUGGCUGCAGGCAGGUUCGCUCUGGGAGGAGUUCCGGCAUCAGGUCGAGACUGAGCUCAGCGCGAAGCAGAUCCUGAACUGUGCAAGCGCACUCCGUUUCUGCCGUUCCUGCUCAGAACCAGCUCAAUGGCUUCUGAGUGCAGACCUCGACGAGGCAGUCGUCAUCGAUGGCGAUGUUGCAAGUCACUUCGGGUCUAUUCCUGGCAACGUUGGCCAGGUUGUGUACACAAACCACGAAGCUGUGACGGGUGCAGACGCGUGCUCCACCUGGUUCACGCAGGUCCAGCAGUUCAAGAUCUCGCCUUUGACCAAGCUGCCCUUUAUGGCCCGGCGGUUCCCGGAUCAUGAUGAAGAGCCACAGAUCCUGGAUCAUCCCGAGGGCGUCGGCGAGAAUACCCUCGCCUACUGGAGGGCGCAGAACGCACGCCUGGCGGAACAAUACAACUUCCGAAAGAGAGCUGCCGGUGCAAGCUGCAGCUACUUCGAUGGUUAUGUCCGCGGAAAGGCCGCCGUCCGGCUCGAGGCGAUCAACGAAGCAUCGAGGCCUGGUGUGCACCGGUGGCUGGAGCUUUCUCCUGGCUUCAACACUGUGGUGACCCACCCUGGCAGCGCCUCCAUGCUCCACUACCUGAACUGUGGAGGAUUGGAUUGGUUUGAAGCCAAGUACCAAAUCCGGGGCUCCGAGGAAGCCAACCGCCUCUGGUUCCAUGUCCUAGCGCAGGAGCGUGCGAAGAUGGGGCGAGCAGCACUGAAGGAGUUGUACGAUGAUGUCUUGUCGGUUCCUCAAGCUGCCUUGGACGCGCAGGUCGAUGAAGGCUUCGUUUCCUCCCUGGGGCUGGCGAUUCCGUCCAGCCAGGCGUUGGCCUCUGCCUUUCGAGGCUUUUGGGGCUGGGCAGCUGUGGGACUCGGGGAUGGCCUGUAUGUUCAUAUCCCGUUGGCUUCUGGCCUCGCAGAUUCCCCAGGUCAUCUGCCUCUGCAGCAAGGCAUGGAUGCGGCCCAGGGCAUGGGCAAGCCUGUUCGGUAUCUCUUAUCUCCUGGGGAGUGCUGCGGUGGCCCCAUGGUUCUGGGAGUCGAGACGCCGGUGCUUUGCGCGACUGUUCCUCCGGGCCAGCGCGGCUUCUUGGUUCUGGAUGUGUCCCUAGCACGUCAACCCACCUCCGACUUGGGCCUUUAUGUAUGUGUCUCCAAGUCUUUGCCGGCCGAGUCGCAGACAAGCUUCGAGUGUAUGUCUCCUAUAUCCUCUGCGAGCUCCGGAUGGCGAUGUCGCAUUUUGACCCACAAGUGGUCACGCCAGAGCUCACAAGUCGCUUUCUGGAUAGGCUGUGGCGGCGCCGCCAAUUCCGAGUCUGGGCCGUUGAGCCAUGCAUCUGGGGUUGUCUUCGAGCCUUUACCAGGUGCUGCGGAGGUCGCAGAAGAUCUGACCUUCACAGCCGACUUGGCCUUUGAACUCGAGUCUGCGACCUUGCCCGAGGGCUUGGACGUCGCUCACUCCGUGUUCUACACGGCCUACCAGGACAUUGAUGGACAACUGCUCUCUGAUGCCGGGUCGGCGGGCUUCGGCGGGCGGAACUUGGAGCUCACGUAUGCAGAGGUGGAGUUUGCCCCUUUCUGUGCCCUUCUGCAGAGAGUCGCCCAACCUCAGCCAGGAGAGACCUUUCUUGACCUGGGCAGCGGCACGGGUCGAGCCCUGCUGGCCGCAGCCCUCGGCUUCCCGAGCCUCCGUUGCUGCCGAGGCUACGAGCUACUUGAACCGCUCCACGCCGCUGCAGAGCGCGCGGCGGCGAGCGCGGGGAGCCUGGCAAGUGGGCAGCUGGCCCCGGUGGACCUUCGCAUGCAGAGCUUCCUGGGCUCAGAUGUUGCGUGGGAGGAGGAGGAUGUAGAUAUCGUUUGGGUCGCUUCACUGUGUUUGCGGCCCGAGACGCUGGCAGAAGUCCGCGCCCGCGCUACGCGCCUGCGGCCGGGUGCCAGGAUUCUAACCAUGGACCCUCACUUCGCGGAAGCCGCGCCGGGCUUCGAGCAGAUCCUGGUCGACGGUGCCACGCGGAUCCCAGUGGAAAUGAGUUUCGGAGAGGCGACUGUCUACGCCGUGCGCCGCGUGUGA
Molecule: messenger RNA, 3012 nt
Organism: Symbiodinium sp. CCMP2592
Lineage: Eukaryota; Dinophyceae; Suessiales; Symbiodiniaceae
Source: the annotation of a GenBank genome assembly